AUGCAGAGCUUCCUGCAGCUGCUGAGGGGAAGUGGAGGUGCUGGCCUGCCCUUGGCGGACCUGGUGACCCUCGCAGGCAGGCUGUGCCGGGAGGUCCAGGACGACCCCGCCCAGGUGCAGACCUUGGUCACGGCCGUGCUGGACAGCCAGUUCCGCCUGUACCUCUUGGACAACGCGGACGUGGCCCUGGUGUGUGCCAGCGUGCUGGCCCAGCAGGAGCAGAACCGGGCUGCCUGCCAGCUGCUAGAGGGAUGCCGGGUGCCGGGUGGCAGCCUGAAGCUGGUGCAGCUCUGGAAUGACAUCCACUACCGUCUGGUCAUGAAGAGGCUCGGCGUGGCCACGCUGACCCCGGUGCAGAAGUUCCGGUGCAGGAAGAGGAACCCACCGCCUGUCUCCCUCUGCCCUGACGGCCUCAAGAGCCGGAACUUCCCCAGAGAAGUUCGCCAGAAGCUGCGGGACUUUGCUUCGGGCGUGAGCACCAACCCCAGCAAGGCCGAGCGGGAGGACCUGGCCUCAGAGACGCACUUGACCACGGAACAGAUCUACAACUGGUUCGCCAAUUACCGGCGGCGCCAAAGGGCCCUUGUGCAGCGCUCGGCGCCAGCCCGGGACUCGGCGGAGGACCGCACCGCGAGGGAGGCCGGCCCGCGCCCCCGGCAGCCCACAGGCCAGCCCCACCUUGGCUCUGGGUGCGUGGACAGGCCUCAGUGGUCGGCAGGACCUGAGGAAAGUGGAUCUGUACAGACCCAGGAGACCACCCAAGGGCCGUGGGAGCCACUGGUCCUGGCCCCAGACUUCUCUGGAGACGAGACCAUGCCAAAGUCACUGGCUCCCAGCAGCAAUGCCCGGAGCACAUACCUGGAGGAGGGUCCAGGUACCAGCGGUGGCCAAGCGGAACCACAGGCGAGCGGCUUCCUGGUGCCCCAGCUUCCACUGCAGGCUCCUGAGUUCACCCUCACCCAGAGCCCCCCGGAGCUGGCCCCGGCCCCGCCUGUCUUCCCUGGCCCCAUGCCGGCCAUGGACCUGGGCCAGCCCAUACCCUCCAGCCAGGUGCAGUGGCCUGAUGGCCAGACCUCCAGCGACGCCUUCUGGGGAGCCAGGAUGCUCCUUGAGCUUUCAGGGGGCAGCCUGGGCUGA
Messenger RNA from Lipotes vexillifer (Yangtze River dolphin), 1137 nucleotides. It is a transcript of the gene ANHX, whose product is annotated as anomalous homeobox. NCBI's taxonomy places the organism in Eukaryota, Metazoa, Chordata, Mammalia, Artiodactyla, Lipotidae. Gene Ontology annotation, cellular component: transcription regulator complex; nucleus. Gene Ontology annotation, molecular function: RNA polymerase II cis-regulatory region sequence-specific DNA binding; DNA-binding transcription factor activity, RNA polymerase II-specific. The coding region runs from base 1 to 1137 and encodes 378 amino acids. The record is from RefSeq and is a predicted model, not a curated record. The transcript has 8 exons. Gene Ontology annotation, biological process: skeletal muscle fiber development; regulation of skeletal muscle cell proliferation; regulation of transcription by RNA polymerase II.